This is a messenger RNA of Eucalyptus grandis, 312 nucleotides long. Its product is annotated as snakin-2-like. The transcript has 3 exons. The record is from RefSeq and is a predicted model, not a curated record. Bases 1 to 312 code for a protein of 103 amino acids. Lineage: Eukaryota; Viridiplantae; Streptophyta; Magnoliopsida; Myrtales; Myrtaceae.
AUGGCGUUGUCGAAGCUGUGUACAACGUUGUUACUCUUCUCUAUUCUUUUGAUCCACCAAGCUGAAUCUGAUUAUAUGGUGAUUCAGUUGAACACAGCUGAGGAACCAGCUCCUCCGCCUCCGCAUAUAGAUUGUGAUGGAGCUUGCGAUGCUCGGUGCCAGCUGUCGUCGCGGCCGCACCUGUGCAAGAGGGCAUGCGGGACUUGCUGCGCUCGCUGCGACUGCGUGCCGCCUGGAACUUCCGGCAACUACGACGCCUGCCCUUGCUAUGCCAACAUGACUACCCACGGAGGCAGGCACAAAUGCCCCUAG